AUGACUGGAACUAGAUUUCGUUCACCAGUUGUGGGCUGUGUUAUUCUAGGCGUCGCCUGUGUUUCCUGUAUCGCAUAUUAUCUCUAUAAGCGUUCUCGUAAGAGGUUUUUUGACCCAAAAAACUUAAUCAAGUCACAAAUUGAUCGUCAUAAUUCAGAGGAAACUCACGAAGAUGAAGCUUUGGAAUCCUCUGAUUUCUCUGAUUUUGUCAUUGUUCAAUCUUCCGAAGAAUUCGAUCAUGAUGAUGAAUUGAUGGAUGUAAAUUUUGAGGAAAUUGAGUUUAUUGAGGAUCGAACCUCAGAUAGUCAUAAGGUAUUUAGGGUAUUUAACCCUAAUAAAAGACUUGGUGAUAGUAGAACACCAAACAGUAACAGUGCCAUUGCUACAGUUAACCAUAGCAAUAAGGAUAAAUCUAAUAAUGUGAAUUCCGAUAAACUAUACGGAAAUACAUACGAAUCCACUUACGGAAAUCCUGAGAAAUCAAACACUAAGAAACAUAUGGAUAAACAUACUAAGAUGGACAAAUCGUAUGGUAACAAGGGUGAGAAAUCACCGGUUCGAAAUGGUAAAAGGGAAAGUUUACCAAAAAUGGCAGAUAAGUAUAGUGAUUUUGGCACUCUUGGUAUAAACGAUGAGUGGACAGUGCUAGACAAUUAUACCAACAUUGAUGGCACUUGCGAAGAAUAUUCCUACGUUGAGAAAACGGUAAGAAUCUUAAACUCUCUCAUUCACUCUUAUAUUCAGAAUAAUUUUUUUUCAGAGGAAAUGGACCUUCAAAAAAACCAAUCUAUUCCAUUAACUACUAAUAUUGGUAUUGACAAUUUAACUAACAAUGGAGCUGACAACCUUAACAAUAACGGAUCUUACAAUGUUGAUAACUGUGAAAUUGACAAGCCUAAUGGAGUUGAGUGUAGUAUGAAUAAGAGUAUAAAUCCAUCAGAAGUGAAGAUAUAUUUGAAGAAUUUUGGAUGUAGUCAUAACAUAUCAGACAGUGAGUACAUGUUAGGGUUAAUUUCAGAGUCGGGAUAUACAAUAACAGAGAAUAUAGAAGAGUGUGACGUAGUGAUAAUUAAUAGCUGUACAGUAAAGAAUCCAAGUGAACAUGCAAUGGUCAAUUAUAUAAACCAAGGACUUAAACUCAAUAAACGCAUCAUAGUCACUGGUUGUAUUCCACAAUCAGAUAAAAAGCAUCCCGUAUUAAGUACAUCAGUUACUAAUGUCCAAUUCCUCAAUAAACUCAAUAAUUCUGUAGGAAUAAUGCAAAUUGAUAAGAUAAUUUAUGUGAUUGAGAAUGUAAUGAAUGGAAAUCGAGUAGUAUUAUUGGAGAAGAAAAGUUUACCAAGUUUAGAUUUACCAAAAAUUAGGAAGAAUAAACUCAUUGAGAUCAUACCGAUAUCGACGGGUUGUUUAGGCUCAUGCACAUUUUGUAAAACAAAACAUAGCAGAGGAGUAUUGAACAGUUAUGAAAUAGAAGCGAUACUGGAUAGAGUAGAAUCAAGUGUCAGUGAAGGAGUUAAGGAAAUUUGGUUAACUUCUGAAGAUUUAGGAGCAUAUGGAAUUGAUCUAGGCACUAAUAUAAUAACAUUACUCUAUUCAAUUAUUAAUAUUCUACCACAAAAUAUUAUGCUAAGAUUGGGAAUGUGUAAUCCACCUUAUAUAAAAAAGUAUAUAAAUGAAAUAUGUGAAAUAUUAUCACAUGAUAAUGUGUUUGAGUUUAUACAUAUACCAGUACAGAGUUGUAGUGACGCAGUGUUAGAGAAGAUGAAUCGUGAAUAUCUAUUGGAAGAUUUUCUAUAUAUAGUCUCUGUAAUUAAAGCUAAAUUGCCAAAUUGUACAAUCGCAACUGAUAUUAUCUGUGGAUUCCCAACUGAAACUGAACAAGAUCAUCAAAUCACAGUACAAACAUUACAACAACUCAAAUUAUCCAUAAUAAACAUAUCACAAUAUUAUUCACGUAAAGGAACUAUAAGUAGUAGUAUGAAAGAAUUGGAUAAUAAUGUCAAGAAGAAUCGAAGUAGAGAAAUAACAAAUGUAUUCAUGUCAUAUGAGAAUAAUUCAAAGUUUAUUAAUUCAGUUUUUAAAGUGUUUUUUAACCACAUGAAUGGAGAUCAACUUGUAGGAUAUAAUAAGUAUUAUAUCAAAGUUAUUGUUAAAGGUUUGGAAAACCCAAAUACAUUUCUUGGAACUGUACAAAAUGUUAAAGUUGUCAAUACACAUAAAUGGCAUCUAGAAUGUAAUUUAAUAACACAAUAA
Messenger RNA from Theileria annulata, 2253 nucleotides. RefSeq lists its product as uncharacterized. The coding region runs from base 1 to 2253 and encodes 750 amino acids. Gene Ontology annotation, cellular component: endoplasmic reticulum. Gene Ontology annotation, molecular function: 4 iron, 4 sulfur cluster binding; tRNA (N(6)-L-threonylcarbamoyladenosine(37)-C(2))-methylthiotransferase activity. The record is from RefSeq and is a predicted model, not a curated record. Gene Ontology annotation, biological process: tRNA methylthiolation. The transcript is spliced from 6 exons. Lineage: Eukaryota; Apicomplexa; Aconoidasida; Piroplasmida; Theileriidae.